Messenger RNA from Caenorhabditis bovis, 1272 nucleotides. The record is from the annotation of a GenBank genome assembly. NCBI's taxonomy places the organism in Eukaryota, Metazoa, Nematoda, Chromadorea, Rhabditida, Rhabditidae.
AUGUCGAUUGAUCCAAACCUUCUCAGCCUCAUUCAGACCAACGGCAAUCUGAAUCCAACAGCAAUUCUCGCGCUUGCUUCAAAUGCUAUUACACCUAUUCAAUCAACCGCACCGCCGCUUUCCAUGGCGCCACCACCAACACCUAACGAAUUGACUAAUUUUAUCAAUACUCUUCUCGGUGCGCAACAGACAAUUCAGGAGACUUCGAAUGAUCAAGCUUCAAAGCUGUUCAUGCUGGACAUGAUAUAUGCUACAAACGGGCCAAAGCCAAUUGAACCGAAUCCAAAGUGCGAGAUCUUAUCUGAUAUUCAAGUGAAGCAGGAGGUGUCGCCGAAUCAUUAUUUGCUGCUGACCGGCUCCGACUCAUCACCAAUUCCUGAUAUCAUCCUCACAAAUGAGUACAAGCCGAACAAUUCCGGACUACUUGCAAUUAAACAUCAGGUUCCGACAUGCAACGUCUGCCGCUAUCCAAUAAUUGAGCCAAUAACCGCAUAUGUCGAAGAGAAGCCUUAUCAUAUCAAUUGUGUACGAUGCGCCAGUUGCGAGCUUCCAAUGGGCUUUGAGCAGACAUGUUUUAUGAAAGAUGGACAGCUGUUAUGCCGAAAUGAUUACGCAAAAAAGUUCCGCAAAAAAUGCGCGAAAUGCGAUGGAACCAUCACUCAGGACGAUAUUGUAAUGAAAGUCCGAGAUGCUGUUUUUCACCAUUCCUGCUUCUCAUGCUAUAUUUGCAACGCAACUCUCAAUAAGGGUGACCUUUUCACAAUGUCCGCUCAAAAGCAUUUGUUCUGCCAUUCCCACUACGAAGUCGUAUGUAAUACGGUCCUGCGCGAAGAAGCACCUCCCGCUGCGUCGGCACAAAGAGACAAUUCGGAAGAGCCGGAAGAAACUGAAGAGGAAGGCAUGAACCAUGCUCGUUCGAAGCGAAUGCGAACCUCAUUCAAACAUCAUCAAUUGCGAACAAUGAAGCAGUAUUUCAAUUUGAAUCAUAAUCCGGAUGCGAAGGAUUUGAAGCAGCUCGCCCAGAAAACCGGGCUCACGAAACGAGUGCUUCAGGUGUGGUUCCAAAACGCUCGCGCCAAAUACCGUCGAAGUAUGCAAAAUCGGGAGGGCGGCAAUAUUUCCCCGGGCAUUCCCCAGCCAUUGUCUAUCAUCGAUAACGCCUCGCAAAUUUCAUCUGCUUCUAGUCAAUCUUCGGACUACACCUCUAACGUCGCCACACCGCCAGAAAACUCUAGUGAAUAUUAUGAGCAGCCCACACUCGUUUCACUGUAA